Messenger RNA from Antrostomus carolinensis (chuck-will's-widow), 6450 nucleotides. Its product is annotated as ryanodine receptor 2. The record is from RefSeq and is a predicted model, not a curated record. Gene Ontology annotation, cellular component: sarcolemma; sarcoplasmic reticulum membrane; smooth endoplasmic reticulum. NCBI's taxonomy places the organism in Eukaryota, Metazoa, Chordata, Aves, Caprimulgiformes, Caprimulgidae. The annotation marks the transcript as partial. Gene Ontology annotation, biological process: striated muscle contraction; release of sequestered calcium ion into cytosol by sarcoplasmic reticulum. Gene Ontology annotation, molecular function: ryanodine-sensitive calcium-release channel activity. The transcript has 45 exons.
AAUGUAAUGCCAUUAUCUGCUGGCUUAUUCAAAAGUGAACACAAAAACCCAAUCUCUCAAUGUCCUCCACGUCUCCAUGUCCAAUUUCUGACUCAUGUACUUUGGAGCAGAGUGCCAAACCACUUCUUGAAGGUUGAUGUCUCUCGGAUCAGUGAACGACAAGGCUGGAUGAUACAGUGCCUGAAUCCUUUGCAGUUCAUGGCCCUUCAUAUUCCUGAAGAAAACAGGACAAUUGAUAUUUUAGAGCUGACAGAACAAGAAGAAUUGCUGAAAUUUCACUACCAUACCCUUCGAUUAUAUUCAGCUGUUUGUGCUUUAGGCAACAACCGAGUGGCCCAUGCUAUGUGCAGCCAUGUGGAUGAAUCUCAGCUCCUGUAUGCUAUUGAGAAUAAAUAUAUGCCAGGAUUAUUACGUGCAGGAUAUUAUGACUUACUCAUUGACAUCCAUCUCAAUACCUAUGCAACUGCCAGGUUAAUGAUGAAUAAUGAAUUUAUAGUUCCAAUGACAGAUGAGACCAAGAGUAUUACUUUGUUUCCUGAUGAAAACAAAAAACAUGGCCUCCCUGGUAUAGGUCUUAGCACUUCAUUAAGGCCAAGAAUGCAGUUCUCUUCUCCGAGUUUUGUAAGCAUUAGCAGUGAAUGCUUUCAGUUCAGUCCUGAAUUCCCUCUGGAAAUCUUAAAGGCCAAAACCAUAGACAUGUUGACUGAAGCCGUUCAGGAGGGCAGCCUCCAUGUCAGAGAUCCAGUUGGAGGUUCUACAGAAUUUCUGUUUGUCCCUCUCAUCAAGCUCUUUUAUACCCUCCUAAUUAUGGGAAUCUUCCACAAUGGGGAUCUGAAACACAUCUUGCAGUUGAUUGAGCCCCGGGUUUUCAAAGAAGCAAUGAGCCAGGAUGAUGAAAUUGAUUUCUCAGAGAAGGAGCUGAGUUCAGAUGAGCUCAAGUCAGAAGAAGGAGAUGAAGAAGCCAGAGGGGAGCAAGUGCCAAAGGAAGGACUCCUUCAGAUGAAACUUCCAGAACCUGUUAAAUUACAGAUGUGUCAUCUACUCCAGUACCUGUGUGAUUGCCAAGUACGACACCGAAUAGAAGCCAUUGUAGCAUUUUCAGACGAUUUUGUGGCCAAGCUUCAAGAGAAUCAACGCUUCCGGUACAAUGAAGUGAUGCAGGCCUUGAAUAUGUCUGCUGCCCUGACAGCUAGAAAGACAAAAGAGUUUCGAUCUCCACCUCAGGAACAGAUUAACAUGCUGCUGAACUUUAAAGAUGAUAAAAAUGAUUGUCCUUGCCCUGAAGAAAUUCGGGAUCAACUCUUGGAUUUCCAUGAAGACCUAAUGACACAUUGUGGAAUUGAACUAGAUGAAGAAGGAACCUUGGAUGGAAACAAUGAUUUAACCAUUAGGGGUCGCCUCCUAUACCUUAUGGAAAAAGUUACAUAUCUGAAGAAGAAGCAAGCUGAGAAGCCAGUCGAUGAUGAUGCUAAGACAUCCUCUACUCUUCAGCAAUUGAUUUCAGACACAAUGGUACGCUGGGCCCAGGAAUCAGUGAUAGAAGACCCGGAGUUAGUGAGGGCCAUGUUUGUAUUGCUACAUCGCCAAUAUGAUGGUAUUGGUGGCCUGGUUCGAGCUCUACCAAAGACCUAUACCAUAAAUAGUGUGUCUGUGGAAGACACAAUCAAUCUUCUAGCAUCCCUCGGACAAAUCCGUUCCUUGCUUAGUGUCAGAAUGGGGAAGGAGGAAGAGAAACUUAUGAUUCGUGGAUUAGGAGACAUCAUGAAUAAUAAAGUAUUUUACCAACAUCCAAAUCUCAUGAGAGCUUUAGGCAUGCAUGAAACUGUCAUGGAAGUGAUGGUAAAUGUGCUUGGUGGAGGAGAAUCCAAGGAAAUCACUUUCCCAAAGAUGGUGGCAAACUGCUGUCGUUUUCUAUGUUAUUUUUGCCGCAUUAGCAGACAGAAUCAAAAAGCUAUGUUUGAUCAUCUUAGCUAUUUACUGGAAAACAGCAGUGUUGGCCUUGCCUCUCCUUCUAUGCGAGGAUCAACUCCUUUAGAUGUUGCAGCAGCCUCUGUGAUGGAUAACAAUGAACUUGCACUAGCUUUAAGGGAGCCUGAUUUAGAAAAGGUGGUUCGCUACUUGGCUGGAUGUGGAUUGCAGAGUUGUCCUUUGCUGAUUUCUAAAGGGUAUCCAGACAUUGGAUGGAAUCCAGUUGAAGGAGAGCGAUAUCUGGAUUUUCUUCGUUUUGCUGUUUUUUGCAAUGGAGAGAGUGUGGAGGAGAACGCUAAUGUUGUAGUCAGACUGCUUAUCCGUCGACCUGAAUGUUUUGGUCCAGCUCUAAGAGGAGAAGGAGGCAAUGGGUUACUUGCUGCCAUGGAGGAAGCAAUACAAAUAUCAGAAGAUUCAACAAGAGAUGGACCUUCCCCAAGUAAUGGAUCUGGUAAAACCCUGGAAAUGGAAGAACAAGAAGAUGAUACUAUUCACAUGGGAAAUGCAAUCAUGACCUUUUAUGCUGCUUUGAUUGAUCUUUUAGGACGGUGUGCUCCUGAAAUGCAUCUAAUCCAUGCUGGUAAAGGGGAAGCCAUUAGAAUCAGAUCAAUUCUACGGUCUUUGAUUCCACUGGAAGAUUUGGUGGGAGUAAUUAGCAUUCCUUUCCACAUGCCAACCAUAGCUAAAGAUGGUACUGUGGUGGAACCUGACAUGUCUGCGGGGUUUUGCCCAGAUCACAAGGCAGCCAUGGUUUUGUUCCUUGACAGGGUCUAUGGAAUUGAGGACCAGGAUUUUCUUCUACACCUUCUUGAAGUUGGCUUUCUGCCAGAUCUUCGUGCUGCUGCUUCUUUAGAUACAGCUGCUUUGAGUGCUACAGAUAUGGCUUUGGCUCUGAAUCGAUACCUUUGCACAGCAGUCUUGCCUCUGUUGACCAGAUGUGCUCCUCUUUUUGCUGGCACAGAGCACUAUGCUUCCCUCAUCGAUUCCUUAUUGCAUACUGUGUACAGACUCUCAAAGGGAUGCUCUCUUACCAAAGCUCAGCGAGAUUCUAUUGAAGAGUGUUUGCUGUCUAUCUGUGGGCAGUUGCGACCUUCCAUGAUGCAGCAUUUGCUGAGAAGAUUAGUAUUUGAUGUUCCUCUAUUAAAUGAACAUGCAAAGAUGCCUCUCAAGUUGCUGACAAAUCAUUAUGAAAGAUGCUGGAAGUAUUAUUGUUUACCGGGUGGAUGGGGUAACUUUGGUGCUGCCUCAGAAGAAGAACUUCAUUUAUCCAGAAAGUUGUUCUGGGGUAUUUUUGAUGCUUUGUCUCAAAAGAAGUAUGAACAAGAACUGUUCAAAUUGGCUUUGCCUUGUUUGAGCGCAGUUGCAGGGGCCUUACCUCCAGACUAUAUGGAAUCAAAUUAUGUCAAUAUGAUGGAAAAACAGUCUUCGAUGGAUUCAGAUGGGAACUUUAAUCCUCAACCUGUUGAUACAUCAAACAUUACAAUCCCUGAGAAGCUAGAAUAUUUUAUUAACAAAUAUGCAGAACACUCUCAUGACAAAUGGUCAAUGGAAAAGUUUGCCAACGGAUGGACAUAUGGUGAAACAUAUUCUGAAUCUGCAAAAGUGCAACCAUUAAUGAAACAAUAUAAAUUACUAUCUGAAAAGGAGAAAGAAAUUUAUCGAUGGCCAAUCAAAGAAUCACUAAAAACUAUGCUGGCGUGGGGAUGGCGAAUUGAAAGAACACGGGAGGGAGAUUCCAUGGCACUGUAUAAUCGGACACGUCGCAUAUCUCAAACCAGUCAAAUCUCUGUAGAUACAGCCCAUGGUUACACUCCUCGAGCAAUUGACAUGAGCAAUGUCACCCUCUCCAGAGACUUACAUGCUAUGGCUGAGAUGAUGGCCGAAAACUACCAUAACAUAUGGGCAAAGAAAAAGAAAAUGGAGCUUGAAGCAAAAGUAGGAGGAGGCAACCAUCCACUUCUUGUUCCGUAUGAUACACUCACAGCCAAAGAAAAAGCCAAGGACAGAGAAAAAGCACAGGAUAUUCUGAAAUUUCUACAGAUUAAUGGAUAUGUUGUCUCCAGAGGACUUAAGGACCUGGAAUUAGACACACCUUCCAUUGAGAAACGCUUUGCCUACAGUUUCCUUCAGCAGCUUAUAAGAUAUGUGGAUGAAGCCCAUCAGUACAUUCUGGAGUUUGAUGGUGGCAGCAGAGGCAAAGGAGAGCACUUCCCAUAUGAACAAGAAAUCAAGUUUUUUGCCAAAGUUGUGCUCCCUUUGAUUGAUCAAUAUUUUAAAAAUCAUCGCCUGUAUUUCUUAUCUGCAGCAAACAGGCCUCUCAGUAGUGGAGGUCAUGCCUCUAAUAAAGAGAAAGAAAUGGUGACAAGCCUGUUCUGCAAACUUGGAGUUCUUGUCAGGCAUAGGAUUUCACUGUUUGGAAAUGAUGCAACAUCAAUAGUCAACUGUCUUCACAUACUGGGCCAGACCUUGGAUGCGAGGACUGUAAUGAAAACUGGUCUGGAAUCUGUUAAGAUGGCAUUGAGAGCAUUUUUGGAUAAUGCUGCUGAGGAUCUGGAGAAGACACUGGAAAAUCUUAAGCAAGGCCAGUUUACACACAGCCGAAAUCAGCCAAAAGGGGUUACACAAAUCAUUAAUUAUACCACAGUUGCUCUCCUGCCAGUGCUAUCUUCAUUGUUUGAGCAUAUUGGACAGCACCAGUUUGGGGAAGAUUUGAUAUUGGAAGAUGUUCAGGUCUCCUGUUACAGAAUAUUGGCCAGUUUAUAUGCUCUGGGUACCAGCAAGAGUAUCUACGUAGAGCGGCAACGAUCAGCACUAGGAGAAUGCUUGGCUGCUUUCUCAGGUGCCUUUCCAGUGGCUUUUUUGGAAACUCAUUUGAACAAACAUAAUAUCUACUCAAUUUACAAUACCAAGAAUGCAAGAGACAGAGCAGUUCUCAAUCUUCCUACUAGUGUAGAAGAAGUUUGCCCAAAUAUUCCUUCCUUGGUGAAGCUGAUGGAAGAAAUUGUGGAACUAGCAGAGUCUGGUAUUCGUUACACACAAAUGCCACAUAUCAUGGAAGUAAUACUGCCUAUGCUAUGUAGUUACAUGUCACACUGGUGGGAACAUGGGCCAGAAAACAAUCCUGACAAGGCUGAAAUGUGUUGCACAGCCUUGACGUCGGAGCACAUGAACACUCUGCUGGGUAACAUUUUGAAAAUAAUCUAUAACAACCUUGGCAUUGAUGAAGGAGCCUGGAUGAAGAGAUUAGCAGUGUUUUCCCAGCCCAUCAUAAGCAAAGCGAAGCCACAGCUCUUAAAGACACACUUCCUACCACUGAUGGAUAAGCUAAAGAAAAAAGCAGCAGUGGUUGUAUCGGAUGAAGAACAUCUAAGAGCAGAAGGCAGAGGUGACAUGUCGGAGGCUGAACUGCUCAUCCUAGAUGAGUUCACCACUUUGGCACGGGACCUCUAUGCCUUCUACCCUUUGUUGAUUAGAUUUGUGGACUAUAACAGGGCAAAAUGGCUGAAAGAGCCCAACCCUGAAGCAGAAGAAUUGUUCCGUAUGGUGGCUGAGGUCUUCAUUUACUGGUCAAAGUCUCAUAAUUUCAAAAGGGAAGAGCAGAACUUUGUGGUACAAAAUGAAAUCAACAACAUGUCUUUCCUUAUCAGUGACACCAAAUCUAAGAUGUCCAAGGCAGCAGUUUCUGACCAGGAGAGAAAGAAGAUGAAACGGAAAGGUGACAGGUAUUCUAUGCAGACCUCUCUCAUUGUGGCAGCAUUGAAGAGAUUACUUCCAAUUGGCCUAAACAUCUGUGCUCCAGGAGACCAAGAGCUAAUUGCACUGGCCAAAAAUCGAUUCAGUAUGAAAGAUACAGAAGAUGAAGUACGAGAUACCAUCCGCAAUAAUCUUCAUCUCCAGGGCAAGCUUGAGGAUCCUGCCAUUAGAUGGCAGAUGGCACUUUACAAAGAUUUACCAAACAGGACUGAAGAUUCCUCAGAUCCAGAGAAGACUGUGGAAAGAGUCCUUGAUAUAGCUAAUGUACUGUUUCACCUGGAACAGGUUGAGCAUCCUCAGCGGUCCAAAAAAGCAGUGUGGCAUAAGCUGCUGUCUAAACAGAGGAAAAGAGCAGUAGUUGCCUGCUUUAGAAUGGCACCAUUGUAUAAUCUGCCAAGGCACCGAGCUGUCAAUCUCUUCCUUCAAGGCUAUGAUAAAUCUUGGAUUGAAACAGAAGAACAUUAUUUUGAAGACAAACUGAUAGAAGACUUAGCAAAACCUGGGGAGGAACCACCGGAAGAAGAUGAAAGCCUUAAAAGAGUUGAUCCUUUACAUCAACUUAUUCUGCUAUUCAGUCGAACAGCCUUGACUGAAAAAUGCAAAUUGGAAGAAGAUUUCCUGUAUAUGGCUUAUGCUGACAUUAUGGCAAAGAGCUGCCAUGAUGAAGAAGAUGAUGAUGGUGAGGAAGAAGUGAAGAGUUUUGAAGUGACAGGAUCACAACGCAGCAAG